Molecule: messenger RNA, 3441 nt
Organism: Suillus clintonianus
Lineage: Eukaryota; Fungi; Basidiomycota; Agaricomycetes; Boletales; Suillaceae
Exons: 13
Coding region: 1-3441 (1146 amino acids)
Source: RefSeq, a predicted model, not a curated record
AUGGCCGGUCUGGCAUCAGAUCAGCGCGAGAAACAUAAAACUGAGGCCACUCAAUUGAUAUCAAAAUAUCUUUGGCAUUUUCUUCCGGACAUCAUGCGUCAAAGUCUUUUGUUGAUUGAGUACCUAUCGCUCGCGUUGUACUUUGCUGAUUAUUUCCUGGCUCACAUCAAAUGCAAAGUCGCCAUGACGCAAUUUAAGGCAGACCGCUUUGCUGCAUCCACAAAUCAGGCAUGUCUGCCUCCCAUCUCCAUGGACUCGUCGCUUGCUGUACCCCUCUCUAGCCUUGAAUAUGUCCAUGAGCAAUUGGGAGGAGGGCGCCGCCAAUCAUCACCUCCUGAGUUGACCCCCACAAGGCUCAGGAGUAGAAUCAGAGCUACUUCACGGGAUGCUGGUAUUGUGAAGGAGGCAUCUAUUCGCCGAGCCCAUCAGCAACCUUCAAGACACUCUCCUGUCCCCUCAGGACACUCUCCUCCCCUAUCAGGAGCUGCGACUUCUAGCUCUUUUCUCGACGACGGUCCCACAAGCAUCGACACCGACCGCGACACAGCAUCACUCACCCUCUCUGCUCUGAAUGAGCAGCAUUCCUCUCCCUCAGGAGGUGAUCGCAAUUCGCAAGAACCUGCACAGAUUCAAGACAUGUUUUAUGGUCAUAGCAUGAAUGCGCAGCCCGCCUGGAUAGGCCCAAAUAAACCCCACCCCUUUGAUUCCAUGGCCAAUGGUGUCGAAAAUUUGCCAUCCCGCUCCCACAAUCCGACCCUAUGUGACGCGUCCCGACUCAUACCUCCCCUGUAUGUAAUACCUCCAACACCGUCCAAAGAUGUCCAUGGCGGCAUUGAUCAGUCUGCUCCGAAAGCAGCCAUUCCCCAGCUUGACCUCAGCUACUACCCUGAUGAUGGGUCUAGUCAUUCGCGUUUCCAAGAAGAAAGUGUGUUUGAUGAUAACACAAAUUCGCAGAAAUCAUCCCUGAUGGGACGGAGGUCGUUGGAGAUGAACACACUUUUGGAAGAAGGUUUUGCAGGGAUUGAACGUGCUUUCGAUGAUUUAUCUCUGUGGACUACAUAUCUGCUUCAACAGCUCACUAAUAUGUUUCUCAAGAGUUGUGGGCGAGCAGUUCAUGGUAUUAAUUACUGGAACAUAUACGCGAAUUACUUCAAUGAGAACAACGCCAAAGGAAAAGGAAAAGGAAAAGGAAAAGGAAAAGGAAAAGGAAAAGGAAAAGGAAAAGGAAAAGGAAAAGGAAAAGGAAAAGGAAAAGGAAAAGGAAAAGGAAAAGGAAAAGGAAAAGGAAAAGGAAAAGGAAAAGGAAAAGAGGUUUGUAGGCCAGAUAUGCAGGGCACACCGAGCACGAGGCUGCGAACACGUUGCUAUGAAAAAUUCAAGGACACCUUCCCAGAUGUGUACCAGGAUAUUCUCGACAUUUUUGAUGAAGCUGCUGUGCUAGGUGCUGCUACCCAAACCGUCUCUCAAUGUGGACAAUCGUUCCAGAGGCUCUGUAAAAAAAUGACAGGCAUAUUAGAUUCCUUGGCCGCCAGAUUCGGUUUUGAGGCCGCUGUCGUGCUGUGUGGAAAAAUAGUGAACCAAGAUGCAUCACUCGGUCAUGUACACACCACACCCGGUGCUGGAGGGUUUUUUGAGACACGAUGUCAUGCCAACGACAACACAAUCAUCGCUCACAUCAAAGCCCAUGUAUUUAACACUGCCUCGUUAUCAGCAGUCGAAGCAUCCUUCAAUGUUGACGAUGACAACCAGGGUAUAGAAUCAUCGUUGAGGGAUGACACCUCGGACGUUCAAAUUGUAGAAGGGCGAGAGGUUGCACUAAAGUGGUUGAAGCGCGAGCUCACCAGACAAGUUGAGUGCUGUGGCGGCAAAUUCGUGUCUGACAAAAACUUUCCUUGGAAGCUCAUGCCGAACACCCUCGCCGAUGACUGGCUUCGCAUCACUGGUUAUCCUGCACACAAGUGCUUGUUACUGGGUGAAUACCAUAGCAAUAUGUCGAAGAGCAAGGCCAUUGGAGGGCUGAUGCACAAGGAGAUCUCUGCACUUGUAGAUGCCCUGAAGGCAGGAAUAAUGGUCGUCGUUAACGUACCCGCAAAGCUUCAGGCCGCUCUCAUUGCCUCCGAGGUGCCUGUUAUCGUUGGCGAAGCGCCUCCGUCUGACUAUCCGCACCCUGGUGCCUGCCACAUGUUCGCAGAUGGUCACUCGGACUUUAACAGACCACCCUGGGCUAAGCCUACCACUGCAGCGACAAGGGUCAAGAAGGCACGGAUAGGUCACAAUGCCAGACCAUCUUCUCACGAUGAGGUCCCUUCCUCGCGCCCAUUUGUCAUGGUCACAAAACCUCCACCACACCCAGCACCUCCUCCCUUGCAUCCAUUUGUUAUGGCCACCAAGCCUGUCAUGCUUGACGUAAUCUCCUUUUCGACCUCUGACUCCAAGGAGGCGCCACUAGAAAAUGGUAAGGGCAAAAAGAGGAAGUUAAAAUUGGCGGCAGCAUCUCGAACAGCGAAGAGGCAUGCACCAUCUGCAGUAAAUGAUAAGAAAGGAGAGACGAGGGGUGGGCCAUUAUUGCCUCUGACUGUUAGAUCUUCAAGUGAUGAGCCGCUCACACCGGCAGCUCAACCUGCUAAGAGGCUCCGGGACGGCCCCGUCAAUCGUUCUCACUAUGUGGAGGGCCACGCACCUCGGAAGUUGUACCACGAGGUUGACUCGGAAGGUGCUUAUGAUACCAACAAGAAGGAUCCCGCUAUCGAGCUUGCUGUAAACGCUCCUGCACGCCCCGUAAUGGUUGCUCCAACUUCAGAUGACCCAUCCGUGCUCGCUCAUACAUCGCAGACAGAGCCUUUGAACACUGUGGUUGACCAGGUUGGUCCAGCCAGUCCACAUACUGCAGAGCAGCAGUCACCCUGGCCUAUGGUGUCUCAGAAUCCUCUGCGGAACGACCCUCAUGAUCCUUUGGACUCGCGCGAGCUUCUCCAUCUUCGUGACCACCCUCAUCAUCAUUACUCCCGUGAAGUUCAUCGACAUCGUGACACUUAUCUGCCAUUGUUGGACCAUGAUGAUCUGCAGCCACGGAAUGUGACGUAUAACCAAAGGGAGGCUCCAGGCCUCACGCCCCCGGAAGUUCAUGAUGCAUAUGGAUCAUAUGUUUCUGGGUUUGCUCCGUGGAAUGAUGUUGACGAUCAUCAGCGUUUCACUCCUUAUUCCAACAAUCCCUUACGCCCGUGGGGCUACCGUGAUCGGUACGGUCAAUGGAGGAGGUAUCCAGACACACAGCAGAUGGUUCAUGAUGGUGAAUUUGGCGACUACUCACGCGAAGCUCUGGCGCCACGAAUGUAUCCGUUCGAAGACCACCAUGCAACCCAUACUGAUGACAAUCGUGAUGGCAACUCGAUGAUGUGUGAACGCUCUCCAAACGUCCAGCCUGGACCAUCUUCAUUUUGA